Eriocheir sinensis (Chinese mitten crab) is the source of this 1218-nucleotide messenger RNA. Its product is annotated as nonsense-mediated mRNA decay factor SMG8-like. The transcript is spliced from 3 exons. Bases 1 to 1218 code for a protein of 405 amino acids. Gene Ontology annotation, biological process: nuclear-transcribed mRNA catabolic process, nonsense-mediated decay. The record is from RefSeq and is a predicted model, not a curated record. NCBI's taxonomy places the organism in Eukaryota, Metazoa, Arthropoda, Malacostraca, Decapoda, Varunidae.
AUGGCUAUCCACUGGUAUGGGCACGAGUGCCCUGGGGUCUCAUCAGGACCCGGCAUCCUGGCGGGGUGUCAGAUUGGUACCUCCCCCACCUCCCCUGGCAUCCGGGGGGGCGUGGUAUGGCCUUCCUUGCCACUCCCACACCUUCCGCGGGGAGCCCAGGUCGUCCCAGAGAGUACUGCCCCCCCCCCCCCCCUCAUCGCUGCCACCCUGCACUCCCUCUGUGGCACCCCAUCGGCCCCCACCACACCCUCUGCUGGUGAUAGCUUGGCGGCUGACCUCACCCACCUCAGCCUGGGUGUGGCGGGGGUGCGGGGGCAGACUGUUGGCGGCGGACGGCAGGACCCGACCUCAGCCACCACCGCCAAUGGCCUGAGUGCUUCAAUUCUCUCCGGUGUGGCAACGGAACGGAAGAGGAACCUGGAGCACAGUUUCGCCAUCUUCCUCCAGCAGCACAUCGACCAGGCACUGGGGAAGGGAUUUGACGACAAUGUGGGUAGGCAUUCCGGACCCCUCUUCUUCAUGGUGCCAAGAGCGAAUGUGUGGUUCGAGGCUGUCAACAAAAUCUAUAAUUUCUUCGUGGCAGAACCAUCGGAGAAGGACACCAAGGCUAAACAGGUCAUGAGCAGCCUUCAGAACCUGGUGGAGACUGAGGUGAGGUUCUCGGCUGCCCGCUGCGCCAAGAUUCUGCCCCUCGCUCUCUCCACCUACAAGGACGGACUGCCCCCACACUACACCCAGCUACAUCACCAGGAGAAGCUGGUCAUGGCUCUCACCGUCCUCAGCGGGCAGGCGAGGGGCCCAAUGUACGAGGAGUAUGUGUCACAGUUGGAGGAAGCGUGUGAGAGGGUGUGGCGCGAUGGGAGGAUGGGAUGCGAGGUGCUGUCCCUGUCUGGUAACACUUGUCAGCACCCUCGACACAACACGGCCUCGGAGGGUGACCGGGAAGGGGUGGAGAGGGGCCUUCCAGUCAUGCCACACAGCUCCGGCGUCACCUACAUCAGCUUUUGCAACUGUGGGCGCCGGCAGGGACAGCGCGAGGACCCCUUCACUGUGCACGAUGCCAACCACCUCUUCUACUCCCUCCUGGCCGACACAUGUUGCACGCGUCUGGAAGCCAUCACCUUCCCCACCUUUAAGCCCAGCGUGUCCAAUGCCAGAGCCGCCAAGGUCUCCGGCUCCGAGGAUGACGACAGCGACACCACCACCACCAAAGCUUAG